AUGUUCGGCCCACUUCGCUUUGCAUUGAUAAUAUUGGCUUGGAUUAUCUCUUACAGAAUUUCAAAUAUAAUCGACAAAGUUGAAUGUGUAGUUGAUUCUGAACUCCAAACACCAACAGAAUCUGUUGAACCUCUGAAAUCAGAUUCCUCUGCUACUGGCAGUAAUCAAACUGAAAGGAUAAUCACAUUGGCGGAACUGGCAAAACAUAACACAGAACAUGAUUGCUGGAUUGGAGUAGAAGGUACAGUAUAUGAUGUCUCUGGCUAUGCUGAGAACCACCCUGGAGGCAAAGAUGAGAUAUUAAGCAAAGCUGGGACUAAUGUAAAAGACUUCUAUGGCCUCCUUCACAGUGGAGAUGAAUUCGAUGAAGAGCUUGGCAAGCUUACAAAAGUUGGUGUUUUGGAAGUGAUCGCAAAUUAA
Molecule: messenger RNA, 420 nt
Organism: Theileria equi strain WA
Lineage: Eukaryota; Apicomplexa; Aconoidasida; Piroplasmida; Theileriidae
Product: Cytochrome b5-like Heme/Steroid binding domain containing protein
Exons: 1
Coding region: 1-420 (139 amino acids)
Cellular component (GO): intracellular membrane-bounded organelle; membrane
Molecular function (GO): heme binding
Source: RefSeq, a predicted model, not a curated record